Messenger RNA from Didymodactylos carnosus, 300 nucleotides. NCBI's taxonomy places the organism in Eukaryota, Metazoa, Rotifera, Eurotatoria, Philodinida, Philodinidae. The record is from the annotation of a GenBank genome assembly.
AUGACUCAAAUACAAAAUACAGACAUGUUAAAGCUUGAAAUUGAUAUUGGGAAUAUUAUUAAAACCAAUCCACUACUACCUGAUGAAGUUCUCCCCGAUAUUCCUACAGAAAUCCGUUCGUCAAUAUCAGAUGCCGAUGAUAUUGAUCAAACGGAACUGUUAAACAGUGUUCGAAGACAAUUCUGGUUAGCAGUAAUUAGUGGCACUCCAGUGGACAAAGCUUACUGGCAUUUACGAGAAAGAAAACUUCCCGAAACUUCAAUAAAAUUAGUCGCUAAACUUCUCGAAGCAUAUCGAUAA